AAAUCCUUGACUCGAGUCAAAUGCCUCCACUGCCAGAUAUCGACGCAUCCCAACCCCCGCCAUCUCCAUUAGCACCAACAGGAACACAGACUAAUUUCUGGAAAGGCGCGGUCGGGAAAAGGUCAUCGCGUUCUCUCAUGUCUAGAUAGGUAUAUGAACAUCGCGCUGGAGCAGACGGAGGAGCAUAUUAAUGGUGCAGUCAUAAUUGAUAUUGGGACGCGUUCAUUCGUGGGGAUAAUGAUCCGCUAUAAUCACAACGUUGUACUACGUCACUUCAUUCCUUUGCUCCCGGGCUUCGAUUUCUACACAUUGCUCAAUGAAGGGUCCAUUGGUGGAUCCGUGUAGUGCCCCUCUCGUCGUCGUGGUAGAUGGGUGG
Molecule: messenger RNA, 376 nt
Organism: Suillus subaureus
Lineage: Eukaryota; Fungi; Basidiomycota; Agaricomycetes; Boletales; Suillaceae
Exons: 4
Coding region: 154-345 (63 amino acids)
Source: RefSeq, a predicted model, not a curated record